Desarmillaria tabescens is the source of this 1227-nucleotide messenger RNA. Its product is annotated as tRNA-intron endonuclease. Gene Ontology annotation, cellular component: tRNA-intron endonuclease complex. NCBI's taxonomy places the organism in Eukaryota, Fungi, Basidiomycota, Agaricomycetes, Agaricales, Physalacriaceae. The record is from RefSeq and is a predicted model, not a curated record. Gene Ontology annotation, molecular function: tRNA-intron lyase activity; nucleic acid binding. Gene Ontology annotation, biological process: tRNA-type intron splice site recognition and cleavage; tRNA splicing, via endonucleolytic cleavage and ligation. The coding region runs from base 44 to 1219 and encodes 391 amino acids. The transcript has 5 exons.
AGUCAUAAAACUUCGCAGAGCCAAGCUCAAACAGCUCCGUAUCAUGCCAUCUGGACGUUUCAAAAGCUCCUUCAAAGGCGGAGGCCGCCGAAAUGAAAACAACAGAAUUUACUCGAAUCCUUUACCCAUUCUAUUCACCGAUGAUUCUCCCAAGCCAAUACGGUCUGUACUCAACCUUCUCGGCCUAUCUGUAGCCCGAGUUCAGACGCCUCACUGCGAGGCUAUUUUCGACCCCACGACUUGCUCCGUCUGGGUGACAAAUUCUUCAGAUGCUUUGCUCCUUUGGAGACGGGGUUUCUUUGGCAAGGGUGACCUGUCGCGGAGUGAACCCAGCUGGCUCGCCCGACAGAAGACCAUGCGAGGAAAACAGAUUACAUCUGAGGAGAUCCGUGAAAAGCGACGGGCGGAACGAAAGCAAUUCAAGUUAGACCGUGCGCGUGCAAUUGCUGCCGUAGCCGCAGAGGCAGAGGCCAUCUUUGAAUCCGAAGGACGCGUCAUAACUCCUGCUCUUUCUGGACCCAACAUUCCCUCCGCAGCGACAUGGAAACCAACCCCUGCAACAACGAACGAACCCCUUUCUUCUCUCCCGUUGCCAUCAUCCCCAGAUGCAGAUGAGGAAGAACUGGAAGACCUUGAACAUCUUCAGCUUACCCUACCCGAAGCAUUUUUUCUCAUAUGGAAUUUUGACUGUCUCACUGUGUUGAAUCCUGAUACGCACGAACCCAUGAGUCUCGAGCAAAUAUGGAAUAUGUUCCAACAGGUGCACUUGUUCCCUCCCAUACCAAAUGCUCCCGUGCAACCGCUUCAGUUCGACAAUCCUUUCCUGAUUAACUAUGUUGUGUAUCAUUAUUAUCGCUCUCUCGGCUGGGUCGUCAGAGGAGGACUCAAGUUUUGUGUUGAUUAUCUUCUGUAUAAACGGGGUCCUGUCUUCUCUCAUGCGGAGUUUUCCGUAGUCAUAUGUCCCGUAUACGAAGAUCCUGCAGAUCAAGAAAACUCGGUGCUCAAUGUCCAAAAUGCUUCGCCUUUCGCAUGGUCCUGGCUCAGCACGAUCAACCGUGCCAACACUCAAGUGCAAAAGACUUUGAUGCUCGCCUACGUAACCAUACCAGCACGAUCACGACUAUCCUCGGAUGUGCUUAAAUCUCCCGCUUGCUUUUCGCACUACUCCGUUAGGGAGGUCGUCGUGCGCAGAUUUAUUCCAGCGAGAAUGCGCGAUUGAUGUUUUUC